AUGUCAGAUGAUGAGAUUAAGCAGUUGUACUUAAUGGAUAUAGACAAGAUCUUACAUUCCUAUGGUAAAACCUUGAAAGACUAUCAUCCAAUGCCUUUAGCAACUGAAGUUGAUAAUUCUUUGUUAACCGAAAGGGCUAUAAGGGAAGAGCUAAACUUUAACAGGGAUGAUUUAAAGAAAAAUGCCUCAGACAUGUUAGCCACCGCAACACUUGAGCAGAGAUAUGCAUUCGAUAAAAUUGUUACAGCUGUGUAUUGUGAUGAAGGGGGUUUUUUCUUUGUGUAUGGUCAUGGAGGUACUGGAAAAACAUUUCUCUGGAACCUUAUGUCUGCUGAGAUUCGCUCAAGGGGUGAUAUAGUGUUAAACGUUGCUUCAAGUGGUAUUGCAUCUUUACUUCUUCUCAAUGGAAGAACGGCACACUCAAGGUUCAAAAUACCGCUGAAUAUAACUGAGGAUUCUGUAUGUAACAUCAAACCUGGUUCCCUUCAAGCAAUGUUGCUGUUGAAAGCCAGACUUAUAAUUUGGGAUGAGGCUCCAAUGGUUAGUAGGUACUGCUAUGAAGCACUUGAUAAAUGCUUGGGUGAUAUCAUGAGGUGUUCUCCAACAUAUAGAAAAGAUUUUUCCUUUGGAGGAAAAGUGGUUGUACUAGGUGGAGACUUUAGACAAAUUUUUCCUGUCAUUCCACGAGGAUCGAGACAAGAUAUCGUUCAUUCAACCGUGAAUUCGUCUUACCUUUGGAAGUUUUGUCAGGUGCUCAAACUAACAAAAAACAUGAGACUCUCUGUAGGGACGGCUACUUCAGAUCAAGAUGAGACAGAGCAAUUUGGUGAGUGGUUAUUGAAAGUUGAUGAUGGUCUAAUAGGUGACAAUAUGGAUGGUAAAUCUGAGAUAUGUCUUCCAGGAGAUAUUGUUAUUCCUUCUUUGGACCAUGCAUUUGAUGAGUUAGUUCAUUUUUCUUAUCCAAAUAUUUUGGAAAACAUGUCCUCAAAGGAUUUUUUCAAAGCAAGAACUAUACUGGCUCCCACACUAGAUAUCGUUGAAGAGGUCAACAACCAUCUGAUGGCUAUCAUUCCUGGAGGGAAAAAUUAUAUUUUAGUUCGGAUUCCAUUUGUAUGGAUGAAGGGAAUAUGGAGAGUCAACUAG
Arachis stenosperma is the source of this 1143-nucleotide messenger RNA. RefSeq lists its product as uncharacterized. Gene Ontology annotation, molecular function: DNA helicase activity. Gene Ontology annotation, biological process: telomere maintenance; DNA repair. Lineage: Eukaryota; Viridiplantae; Streptophyta; Magnoliopsida; Fabales; Fabaceae. The transcript has a single exon. The record is from RefSeq and is a predicted model, not a curated record. Bases 1 to 1143 code for a protein of 380 amino acids.